AUGUCUAACGCCGCGACUUCGACCUAUCCCUCCUCCUCACACGGCCACUCCCAUAAAAAGUCAUCAUCUCGCUCCUCAAGGCCCUCAACGACUCCUCGGGCCCAUCCCAACCCUGUAUCCGUGGGCCAAGCGAACCCGCCGCUGUUGUCCCCGAAGACCUUCACAAAGGAUCCAAAAAGCCCUAGUCCGAGCUACUUCGGCUUCGUGGUUAAUACUGAUGAUACCAAUCCUCCUGAUUCAAACCCGGGCCACCAUGCUCGUCAGAAUUGGAAUUUUCCGUCGUCUAACGCUCAGAACUCGAUAACGAGCCCCCGCAACGUAGCCGUCGAGUCCAAUCCCGAAUUCGAAGCGUUCAGAAGGCAGUCGGAGAAAGGAGCAUUCAGCUUGAACUCCUCGUCAUUCAGCAGUCUUUCGAGUCUCGCGCGACCCGCCCAGAUUCGGACUCUAUCGGCCACUAUCAGCAGCUCUGGGCCCCAAUCACCUAUAUCACCAAACAACAAACGUCCCCACCUUGGCAAGUCCAACAAGUCAUCAGAUGCACGGGAACGGCGACCGUCCAAAGAUGGGGACUCGUUCUUCGACUUUCCGCAACAGGGCUCUCCCCUAACCAUGACACCCCGACAUAGCGUUGCGGACCACCAGCAUGCCCGCCUGUCUCUCCCAACGAGUGAACUACAGGUUCCAUCUCUCAUCAAGGCUCGAUCCGACACAGUGCCCCCCACGAGUGACGAUAAGCCGUCGAGCAUGGUCGGCCCGAAGCUGAUCGCCGAUUUACUGCGAGCGUCCGAGGAUGUACUGAUUCUCGACUUACGUGUCUAUCAGCACUAUGUAAAUUCCAGAGUUCGGGGUGCCUUGAACUUAUGCAUCCCUACCACGCUUCUCAAGCGACCAUCCUUCACAACCCAAAAGCUGUCGGAUACCUUCUCGUCAGACGCCGACCGGGAGAAGUUUGAACGGUGGCCGGCGUGCAAAUACAUCGCUGUAUACGACGCCUCAUCGUCGUUAUCCAAAGAAGCAACCAUUCCUUUCAACGUUUUGAAAAAGUUUGCAGCUGAAGGAUGGAGGGGCACGGGCUUGGUGGUCAAAGGAGGCCUACAGGCUUUUGCCAAGAUGGAGCCCAGCUUCAUCGACAAAGGUCCUAUUAAUAUUGCUGGAGGUAAUACGAACUCGCCCUUGUCGAUAGCCCCUCCAGCACACGACAAGUUGCCCGUUGCAGGCGGUUGCGCUAUGCCAUCCACCAAAAAUGCCGCCAAUCCUUUCUUCGGCAACAUCCGGCAAAACAUGGAUCUGAUGGAUGGCGUCGGCCAGAUCCCAGUGAAGAAACCAUCGAACAUGACCGAUCAAGUCAAACAAGCCCUCCCCAGUUGGCUAGACAAUGCUUCGCGAAGCAGCGACGAAGGCAAGUUAGUGUCGGAUAAGUUUCUGUCGAUUGAGAAAUCCGAGCAAAGACGUAUGCAGCAGGCAUUGAAUCUGAAGGUAUCGUACGGAACGCCUGGUGUAGAGGCCCCCGAUAAGAUCAAGGUCGCCGGCAUCGAGAAAGGAUCGAAGAAUCGGUACAACAAUAUAUUCCCGUACGACCACUCGCGGGUGCGCUUGCAAGGGGUUCAAAAUGGCGACUGCGACUACAUCAACGCGAGCCACGUCAAGGCGGAGUACUCGAAUCGGCACUACAUUGCUACGCAGGCUCCAAUACCUGCAACCUUCAAUGAUUUCUGGAGAGUGGUAUGGGAGCAGGAUGUGCGGGUCAUCGUGAUGCUCACAGCCGAGUCCGAAGGCGGACUACUCAAGAGCCAUCCAUACUGGAGUGCGGGCGAAUAUGGACCGUUAAAGCUGAAGCAGCUAAGUGAACGGACUGUAUCACUGGAUCCCAAAUCCUCCUCACCGAAGUCCCCGGCCGGGCUUCGACCGAACUUGGGGAUGCGGCGAUCGACUACCAAUACGUUGCCCAAGGAUGCCAAGGCGGACGAGGUGCGGUCACCAGCAGCGGAGAGCUCGGCAGUCGUGGUGCGGUCCUUUGCGUUGACUCACUCGAACCGACCGUUUGAGCCGAUGCGAGAGGUGACCCAACUACACUACAGCCAGUGGCCGGAUUUUGGAGCGCCUGCAAGCCCCACAGCGUUAUUGACGCUGGUCGAACAAGUGAACAAGUAUGUUCGCGGGUCGUCAACGCCGAACGCUGUGCCAAGUCCCCAGGAUGCCGCGCCCGAAGACGAGAGGCCGAUUAUUGUGCAUUGCAGUGCGGGGUGUGGGCGCACGGGAACGUUUUGCACGAUCGAUUCGGUCAUUGACAUGCUGAAGCGUCAACAUCUGGACCAGUCGCGCGACGCCGACAGCAUGGAUGUGGAUGUGGAUCGCUGGGUCAAGCGUGAUGACGAGGACUUGGUAGCCAAAGCGGUGGACGAUUUCCGGCAUCAGCGACUCAGCAUGGUGCAGAAUCUGCGGCAGUUUGUCUUGUGCUAUGAGAGCGUCAUGCAAUGGGUUGUGGCCCGUCAAGCGGAGAAGACGAAUUACAAGGGCGACAGCAGCAUACGGCGGAGUUCUCAGGGAUAA
Messenger RNA from Cyphellophora europaea CBS 101466, 2550 nucleotides. RefSeq lists its product as uncharacterized. Bases 1 to 2550 code for a protein of 849 amino acids. The transcript has a single exon. The record is from RefSeq and is a predicted model, not a curated record. NCBI's taxonomy places the organism in Eukaryota, Fungi, Ascomycota, Eurotiomycetes, Chaetothyriales, Cyphellophoraceae. Gene Ontology annotation, biological process: protein dephosphorylation. Gene Ontology annotation, molecular function: protein tyrosine phosphatase activity.